AUGUCCGCUUCAUCUCAAGGAACAACUCGCCCUUUCAAAGGGUCCAAAAGCAACUCUUCACAGAAUCCUCUCAUGGAAGUCAAGAUUGACCAGCAUUUCAAAGCCAAGGUCUACACCUCUGGAUCUACUAUUGCUGGCCAUGUUGCUGUUCGCGUCCUGAAAGACACUUCCUUCGAUCAUCUGGACAUUGUUUUUGUUGGCAUUUCUGCCACACGACUCGACUUUGUUCAGCAGUAUCCUUCUCACUCUUUCAGGCCAUUCUUGAAGAUUCGCAUGCCGAUUCAAGAGUCCGACAUGCCGCAAGAUCAGGUCUUUCGAGCCGCAACCGAGUACAAGAUACCGUUCCAUUUUGUUGUGCCUCACCAGCUUACCAUUGGAGCUUGCAACCACACCUGCUUGUCACCAGAGGUACGGGAGCGACAUUUACGUCUUCCUCCCAGCCUGGGAGCUUGGGAUGCCGAUGACCAAGCCCCAGACAUGACCCAAAUUGAAUAUGCCAUCAACGCAAAGGCUAUAAAACGUGUUAAUGGAGCUGCCGUAAAGGCCUUGGAAGCGCACCAUGUUCUCAAAGUGCUCCCUUCACUCCCUGAAGAUGCACCCCUUGACAUCACUUUCCGAGAUGAGUGGUAUAAGCUAUCUAAGACCAAGACGAUUCGAAAGAGCUUGUUCUCGAGCAAAACAGGCCAGUUCACCGCUAGUGCCAUUCAGCCCAACGCUGUCAUGCUUUCUGCAGACGGACAUAAGUCCUCGAUGACAAGUGUCCGUGUUAAUUUGGAAUAUGCCCCGUCUUCGGCUGAGACGGCACCUCCCAAGGUCAACUCCGUCACAGGAAAAGUCGUAUCUACCACCUUUUUUAGCGCCGUGCCGAUCGACCAUCUGCCGAAUCUAGGUAGCCGGACAAACUGCGAGAGCACUCCGUGCCUGAAUUAUACGACAACCCACUCGCUAUUCACUCUUCCCGUGGAUUCCAUGUCGUGGAUGCAGAAAGAUGCGUCAUCGCACUCCCGAAGAGACUCGGGCUAUUCGAGCACUGUUAUUGGAGGAGAUGCCUCCGAAACGGAUAACUCAGCCGCCGAGGGAAGAGAACGACAGAAUAGCAGAGGCAAAAGCUCUAAGAGGCCCAAGCUUUCGACUAUCAAGCAUACCACCGAUCUUGAGAUCCCAUUCACUAUAUCCAACUCGAACAAGAAGCUUUUCUUACCAACCUUUCACUCAUGCUUGAUUUCUCGAACCUACACCCUGCAACUGAGCUUGUCAGUCGGUCCCACGAAUACUGCCAUUGCGCUUUCGGUGCCUGUGCAAGUUGGCGUCGAAACGGUCUAUGAGCCGCAGGAUCACGAGCUUCCCACUUUUGAAAGCGCUGUGGCAGAAGAGGAGGCAGACUCGUAUUUCCAGCCUCGCGUCAUUCGCGUCCCUGAGUCGGCGCUGCAGAAUGACAACCGACUACCAGGAUACAGCGAACUGAGCCGAAGGACCGUUAGCGUUGCUUAA
Messenger RNA from Trichoderma gamsii, 1491 nucleotides. RefSeq lists its product as hypothetical. NCBI's taxonomy places the organism in Eukaryota, Fungi, Ascomycota, Sordariomycetes, Hypocreales, Hypocreaceae. The record is from RefSeq and is a predicted model, not a curated record. The transcript has a single exon. Bases 1 to 1491 code for a protein of 496 amino acids.